Sesamum indicum (sesame) is the source of this 741-nucleotide messenger RNA. The record is from RefSeq and is a predicted model, not a curated record. Lineage: Eukaryota; Viridiplantae; Streptophyta; Magnoliopsida; Lamiales; Pedaliaceae.
UCCCAUCACUCACCCAACGCUUUUAACAAUCUCGCAUUCCUUCUUUCUCAUCCUUUCAAGCUUCAAAAUCACUGCCAUGGGUGCCAUCACUUACGAUGUUGAGAUUCCUUCCUCAAUCCCGGCCGCCAAGAUGUUUAAGGCUGUCGUUCUUGAUGCAGACACUCUUAUUCCUAAAAUCAUGCCUCAGGCUAUCAAAAGUGUCGAAUUCUUGGAAGGAGACGGUGGUGUGGGAACUGUCAAGAUCAUCCAUUUUGGCGAGGGCAGCCAGUAUAAGAGUGCUAAGCACCGUGUUGAUGCUAUUGACACCGAAAAUUUGACCCACACCUAUACCAUUGUCGAGGGUGAUGCUCUAGCUGGCGUUCUUGAAUCCAUCACAUAUCAUGUGAAGAUUGUGCCGACAGAAGAUGGAGGAUGCAUCUGCAAGAACAGGAGCAUUUACCACACCAAGGGCGACGUUGAGAUCAAUGAAGAGAAAAUCAAGGAAGGAAAGGAGAAGGCAAUGCAGAUGUUCAAGGCCAUUGAAGCUUACCUCCAAACCAAUGCCUAAGAGCUGAAUAUACAGCCUGAUGAGGCACUACCUAUCUCCCUUAUUUUUAGGAUACUAUUGCACUAGUGUGAUUUUUGUUCUCUUGAGCUAUGUUUUUCGGGUUUUCAAGCGUCAUCAAGUUAAAGUUGUCAUUUCUUACUUAAGCAUUUCAAUAAAAGAUAUUUUUUUAUGGAUUGCUAAUUAAAUUUCAUGCU